This is a messenger RNA of Ambispora gerdemannii, 894 nucleotides long. NCBI's taxonomy places the organism in Eukaryota, Fungi, Glomeromycota, Glomeromycetes, Archaeosporales, Ambisporaceae. The record is from the annotation of a GenBank genome assembly.
AUGAAAACAUUCUUGCUUGUUUCGGAUAUUCAUUCACGAUUUGAUAAUAUCGAGAACCUCUAUAAAUGGCUUAUUGAUCAUAAUCGAUUUACUGAUAUCGAUUAUGUUAUUGCUUCAGGAGAUCUGGUCAACACUGAUUACGUGACACCAGAUACUGAACCUACCAAAAAGGAUGAGCAAGAAUAUCGCGAAGUGAUCUCUGCAUUGGUCAAAUAUGGGAAACAAUUUUAUUAUAUUCCUGGAAAUCAUGAUCCGACCAGAGCUUUUAGUCAAUCGGGUGAAUCAUUGGGAGGUCAGAAUUUCCAUCAAAAAGUAAUUGAAUUAGACGAAGGAUUGAGCAUGAUUGGCUUUGGUGGUUCGGUUGAUGGAGUUUAUAAACAUUCACCGGAUCAAGUUGUCUGGCCUGCAUAUCCAAGCAAUACUGAACGAUCUAUCACCGAAAAUCUGCCAAUUUUGCUAUCUAAAGUCCCAUCUGACAAUGAUAUUCUGUUAGUAACUCAUUUCGGACCAAGUGUAACUGCGACUGCAGAUGUAAAUAUUUUCCCUGGAAACGAAGAAAAAACUCGAAUCGAAUCUGGAAGGCAAGUCUUCCCUGCGCUUCGUUCAUUACUUACUUCUCAUACACCGCCCAACACUGACUUGCAAUCAAAAUAUCAAGUGAUAACUGUUAAUAUUCAUGGUCACUCUCAUUAUCCUUUUGGUCUGACACAUAUCGGUCAAACAAUGAUCAUUAAUCCUGGCCCAUUACGUGAUGGUAGAUUUGCAAUUUUGAAAAUGGAACGCAUUGAAAGAGAAUUAUUAUUAAAAAGAGAUCUCGAAAGAAAGUUAAUUUUAGAGCAUCUAAAUAACGAAAAAGUCUGGAGCGUCGUUGGACUAGAAUUUUUUUUCAUUUAG